This is a messenger RNA of Babesia bovis T2Bo, 1885 nucleotides long. RefSeq names its product putative integral membrane protein. Lineage: Eukaryota; Apicomplexa; Aconoidasida; Piroplasmida; Babesiidae. The transcript has 2 exons. The record is from RefSeq and is a predicted model, not a curated record. The coding region runs from base 248 to 1840 and encodes 530 amino acids.
UAUAAAAUAUAGUAGGACAUUCUGUUUAUGGAAAAUACUGAAUAACUAAUGCUAUGUGUAACAUAAAGUAGGUGUACUCGGAUAUUAGCGCUACAGAUUGUUGCCUUUACCUGUGAUAUGUUGGUGUACGCAAUGUUUACCUCAAGAUCCAUUACACGUGAAUGAGUAUGCAAUUAAUCUGUUUCUGAGUUAAUUCCUUGAUACAAGACAUCGGAUUGAACGCUUUAACAAGUGGAGCGUAAUCACCAUGGAGGCAAGUCAAGACCCUUGGCUGAGGAAGCCUUAUAAAGAGCGUAUUACCGAAAGUAUAUACCCACUGUUGUUGUGUGGUUGUAGGUUUAUACUUUCGUUGACACAGUUUUCUGUGGCGGUUGACACUUUUGUUAUGCUCAAGGAGCUUAACCGUAUGAAUAACGAUUCGUUCGACGUGUCAUUAAGGAAUAUCGCAGACACUGUCGAGCCAAAGGAUUAUGAUUGGGUGCCAACAUUAACCACACCAAAAGAUCGUGGUGAAGCGAUUACUACCAACUACGGUACCAAUAAACUCUUUAACCUCUAUAUCAUAAGGCUGUCACACUAUUUCAGAAGGCAACUGGGAGAGAUCGUCAUCUGUCCCGCAACAAUAUCACUGAUAUUCAUGACAGUGUUGACCGUAUUUGACUUAUAUGAAAUCCUGCAGUCAACUUACGCACGAGCUAAGCUGCAGCGCAUUCGUACCUGGUUGCAGACGUCACUAUAUGUCUUCACAUUCACGCUCAUCACUCUGCAAUUGGUGACACUGCUCUACGAGAGCAGUGAAAUAGCACAUAUGGAAGUGGUGUACUCUUUUCUAUUUGCAUACGAAUCAAGAAUUGAUACUCUUAAUCCAAUGCUCAUGAAAUCUGGAGUCAGGUCGCUCAAGUACCGAUUGGUGGCAUGCAUCAUUUUUAACAUAGCCUCCCUGGUGCCCGAUACCUACCUUAUCCUCGUUAGGACAAUACAGCCACUGAGGCUGUACACUAUAGUGAAUUCCAUGAAAGUGGCCACCGGUCUAAUUACACUGGGUACCCUUGUCAUGAUAGGGAUCAUGAAGUACUACAUUCUCUCUGCACUCGACCCCAAGCUACUUGGUGACAAGACCUCAAUACAGCUGAUCCAACAUAACCCACUUAUGGAUAUCAACUACUAUUAUCCUAGAACAACAAACAAGGUUGACAUGAUCACUACCUCCAGCUCAUUUAUUUCACAGGAGCUCACUCACCUGCCAGUAUUCAGCAAUAGUGAUCAAAUUAACUUUAGGCUACUCAGGACAAUCAAGGAAUUGAGGUUGAAUGAGGAGAAUUAUGGUUCAAAGGAUGCUAUUACUGUGACACAGAAAAUAGUAAACCAAUUUGAAAACAAACCAAGUCCUACCAAUACCAAUGUUGCACUAGAAACUAACAUGGCCAACUAUGCAUUUGUCCAGAGUUCGUACGCACAGAUGAAAACAGCAUUAAACGUCCUACUACUGCUAUGCGUGUACUUCACAAUAUCAGCACUGGGAUUCGGACUGUACGCAUUCCUCAUGGUAAUUAGGAGACACAAGAUUUAUAUAUAUGUCAACCUGAUUGUUGAUGUGGUUGGCAUCGUGUGGCAAGUAUGUAACAUUAUACUGGCGGUUUACCCAAUGGAAACCACGGAGUUUUUCUGCGAUGCUGGAACGUACCUCCCGGGUACUGCAACACUCAACUUCGAGACGAACGCCGUAUUCACAUGGUUCUGCAGAGCUAAACCAAUAGCGUCCCUGCUAUUUGGUAUGGCUAUAGUUCAACUAGCCAUAUUCGUCUCGGACAUUAUCGUACUGUACCUCCUAUGGAAGUGACAUCGGCACUCAAUGUCUAAAGUAACCCAGCAAACGCUGGAGCAU